AUGGCGUCGCAACAGAUUCUCUUCGCCGAGACAAUAGCGGGCAUGAAAAAAGCAUUCAAAAGGAAAUCAUAUGAGUCCGACUCAGAUUCCGAGAUCGAAAGCUAUAGCAACCGUGGAAACAAGCUCAAGAAAAAGGCACGCUUUGCUCGACAAGGACAAUUGGUUCCCAAUAACGGCCCAAGCUCGUACAAAGAGUAUGUCGAAUACGCCGGAGUCUAUCGCCCAAUCCUUUAUCGCAAUCCACCUCUAGUCGACGAGGAAGGAUAUGAAAUAGACAGCGACGACGAAGAUGAGGACCGUGUUCAAGAAGCAGAGGCCUCUGCCGCAGAAUUGAACCCAUAUGCCAAUAUCCAAAUAGAGAAUAUCCUCGCGCCGCUUACUGCAUCGACCGCCUUGCCGACACAUCCAACCCUUUCGAAGCCUUUCACAUCAAAGACCCUCACUCGGCUUGUUGAUCAAAGCUGCGACAUUGUGCGCAAAGAGAACCGUUCCCUGUGGAAAGUCAGGCACCUCCUAACGUCGCUGUGUGGCGAUUACACCUGGGCUCCAUGCGAGAUGAUGGUCCGACCGGCAGAUGUCGAGCUUUACACAGAUAAUCAUAUGGCGCGCCAUCUAUUGGCCCUGUCCCAGGCAGUAUCGGCGCUCCCUGCAAUUGCCAACGGGGACGUUGGGCCACAUCAAAACGGCGUCACCGCAGGCGAUGUUGCUCCAGAUACAACUUUGGGUGGAGAACUCAUGGGCAAAGACGCUGCGGAGGAUGCUGAUAUAACAAUGACAGACGCUGGGACGACGGCCGACCCGGACGGUUCCCAUCUGGAAGAUGCUGGUGAGGCCGAGAAGAUGGAUGUUGAAAAAAGCGCGGAUACAAAGUCGAAUAUUCCGAGCGGCGAGCAAGCUCCAGUCGAACAAACAGAUUCCGCAAAAGCGUCAAAGGUUGAACCAAUAAACGGGGUCAACGAGAGUUCGAACGAGCAGAAACAAGGUGGAAUCGGAGCUGACGGAGCCGAUACCUCUGCAAAACAGACAGUUGGCGAUAUACACCAACAGACCGAGCUGGUUGAGAGAAUAGCGCCAGACGCAUCUCUGGUUUCCGAAGCAGAGGACGACUUUAUUCACCCUCUGUUUCUUGCUCCUGCAGGUGCAAGACCAGAUAGAGAUAUUGGUUUGCCAGAUCAGGAAGCAGAAGAUAUCCGACGACUUCUUGCUCUGUAUGUGCAAAAACAGGAAGAGGUAUGCCGAGGAGCUAAUAAGUUGUUUCUGGGACUUCUCAAAGCCGAGCAGCUGCGCAAAGAUGUACUCCACUGGUCCAAAGCAGAAGCUCACUCGGGGCCUAACCGAGACAUGUCGGACGGCGAGGACUGGUACGACAAGGAGGAAUGGGGCCUAACGGAAGAUCUCAAGAAGGGGCAGGACGAAGAGGAGGAGGACGUCCAAACAACAGGCAAAAAGACAAGAAACCGACGCCAAUAA
Messenger RNA from Fusarium pseudograminearum CS3096, 1470 nucleotides. RefSeq lists its product as uncharacterized. Gene Ontology annotation, biological process: negative regulation of rDNA heterochromatin formation; negative regulation of silent mating-type cassette heterochromatin formation. The record is from RefSeq and is a predicted model, not a curated record. NCBI's taxonomy places the organism in Eukaryota, Fungi, Ascomycota, Sordariomycetes, Hypocreales, Nectriaceae. Gene Ontology annotation, cellular component: cytosol; Rpd3L complex. The coding region runs from base 1 to 1470 and encodes 489 amino acids. The transcript has 4 exons.